Messenger RNA from Drosophila serrata, 347 nucleotides. It is a transcript of the gene RpL29, whose product is annotated as ribosomal protein L29. Lineage: Eukaryota; Metazoa; Arthropoda; Insecta; Diptera; Drosophilidae. Gene Ontology annotation, cellular component: cytosolic large ribosomal subunit; ribosome. Gene Ontology annotation, molecular function: structural constituent of ribosome. Gene Ontology annotation, biological process: cytoplasmic translation. The record is from RefSeq and is a predicted model, not a curated record.
CGAUUGUGCCCAUAUUAUUGAUAGUAACGAUAGUGUCAUCUUCUUUUCCGCUGAAGUGUUGAAAACUUUAAGAUGGCCAAGUCCAAGAACCACACAAAUCACAACCAGAACAAGAAGGCGCACCGCAAUGGCAUCAAGCGCCCGAUGCGCAAGCGCCACGAGUCCACUCUGGGUAUGGAUGUGAAGUUCCUGAUCAACCAGCGAUAUGCCCGCAAGGGAAACCUGUCCCGCGAGGAGUCCGUGAAACGCUACAACGAGCGCGUUGCUGAGCAGAAGGGCAAGCCCAAGCCAGUUACUCUGUAGAUUCCUCCUCCGCCUGUGGUGACAUUAAAGGAUAAAACAAUUUA